GUCUACCCUUACUGUAGCUGUCCGAUAUGGGAUUGACGGAAUAACGAGCGAUCUUAUCGAGGUAUGAUAUCGUUCUUUAAGUCUUGGCAUUCAAAUCUCUCCCCAAUUUCUAAAUCUUUUCUCCUUUUCUCUACCCUCAUCUCUUGAAACCCCUGCCCAGAUUUGUCAUUCUCACCCGGUGUCUAGCCUUGCUUGAUUUGAGGGUUUUCUGCAUGAGUGGUGUUGGUGGUCUUCCUCUGUUAUUUAAUGUCCAAGCAUCUCUAAGAGUGUCCUUUGCGCCAUCACAUAUUGUUCUUUUCGUUCACGGGCAUCUGAUACGUUGAGACAUGAUGAUACCACGGCAUUUGGCAGUAGGUUUUGCACUUUCCCAACCACCACCGCCGAUGCUACCCUAUCACCUACAGUAGAACACAAUAGCUAACCAACAACCUCCCACCUCUUUCUACAAUAGUGGACACCCCGGCUACACCCACUCUACCCCUCCAGUCACCUUCGACAAUACCGAAACCUCUCCUCGACUCCACCGUCGACACCGCCCAACGACAAUGACCCUAAUGCCAAACUUCCCCCUCCGCCCCCAGACUUCGACGAGCCUGACCUAAACCUAUCCUCCUACGCCCACCUCCCCCACAACUUUGGCACGAACCAGCACAUGCACAUCGACGAUGCCCUGAAAGACCGCCUCCGCUCCCUCCUCUGGCAAUUCCGUGCCCCAGUGCGCUACGCCUUCGCCUACGGCUCCGGCGUAUUCUCCCAGGGCAGCAACUUCAGCAGUGGUAGCGUAGCCGGAGGAAAGAAGCCGAUGAUAGACCUGAUAUUCGGCGUCACUUAUACACAACACUGGCACUCUUUAAAUCUUGCGCAGCAUAGAGAUCACUAUUCGUUCCUGGGAAGAAUGGGAAGCGCUGUGGUCAGCCGCGUUCAAGACGACUUUGGAGCUGGGGUGUAUUUCAAUCCUUACGUCGAUGUUGGCGGGACGGUAAUACCCCUCUUCCCUCACUUCUGUAGUCCAUAGGGGAAUAGAGAAAAAAAAAGAGAUCGGUGCUGACGCCCAGGAGCUCAGCUAAUAAAAUACGGCGUGGUAAACCUCGAAACUCUAAUCCACGACCUGCGAACCUGGGACACUCUCUACCUAGCGGGGCGCCUCCAAAAGCCGGUAAAAAUCCUCCGCGACGAUCCGCAAGUGCGCCUAGCAAACCAGCACAACCUCCUCUCUGCAGUCCGCACAGCGCUCCUACUCCUCCCGGAGAAAUUCACAGAACACGACCUAUACACGACGAUAGCCGGGAUUUCCUAUACCGGCGACCCGAGAAUGAAGCUAUAUUCGGAAAACCCACACAAGGUGAACAACAUCGUCCGCAACCAGCUCCCGCACUUCCGUCGCCUGUACUCUCCGCUCGUAGAGCAAUUGCCCAACGUACAAUUUUUGAGCCAAGGCGUGACAUGGAACGACCCGGCGGAGCACAUCAUGCUAGAGCAGGACAUGGACCCCCAACGCCGCGCAAACAUAAUCCGCCGCCUCCCGAAGUCCUUCCGGGAAAAGGUGUACUUCCAGUACCAGCGCAAGUUCGCCAUCCCAGCGCUCGACUUUGAAAAAAUGGUUGGCCGAAGUGCCGAUGAGGAACGCAUGCUUAGGCGGGAAGGGGGCGAGUUUGAGCGCAGGAUCGCGACGGAUCCGGGUAACGUUGGAAAGGUUGUCGGCGACGUUAUUAAGACUACUAUUGGAUGGCCGAGUACCAUUCAGAGUCUCAAGGGUGUAGUGACUGCUGGGCCGCUGAGGAGUUGGAGGUACUUGAAGGAGAAGAUUGGGAAGUGGUCUGCUGCUAGGAAGAGUGGGGCCCGGGAUAGAAGUGGAGGAGGUAAGAAGGGCGGUACAUAUUGAUAGGGAUUAUGAUGAUGAUGAAUAUCUGGAGUUUUUUGACCCAAGUUAGUCACUAUGACCGGAUCCUUGGCUUCUUCUCCCCGUUUUUCUAUCCCCCCAUUUGAGUUCUAGGCGGGUUGGGAGCUGCCUAGAGUUUCAUUUUCCUCAGUGUCGUCUCCAGCCAGCGGCAGUCUUCUUGCUUAUUUCUUGUACAUUUAUCCAGGUGCGCUAGAUUGUGUGUAGAAUGAGUAGUAUCAUGUAUCGUGGGUUGCCGGGGCUGAUUGUACACCCAAGCAAUGAGAGAGGGGCCUAAAACCGCCAGCUAACCAAUAUUGCUACCAUAGAUUUGAAAUCAGGAGAAGCGUGUUGUAUGCCUGCGACUUCGGUGAAAGGGAAUUUCGC
Messenger RNA from Tuber aestivum (summer truffle), 2263 nucleotides. NCBI's taxonomy places the organism in Eukaryota, Fungi, Ascomycota, Pezizomycetes, Pezizales, Tuberaceae. The record is from the annotation of a GenBank genome assembly.